Messenger RNA from Fusarium coffeatum, 2106 nucleotides. RefSeq lists its product as uncharacterized. Lineage: Eukaryota; Fungi; Ascomycota; Sordariomycetes; Hypocreales; Nectriaceae. The record is from RefSeq and is a predicted model, not a curated record. Bases 1 to 2106 code for a protein of 701 amino acids. The transcript is spliced from 2 exons.
AUGGAGAGGCCGGAUCUCGAUCAGGAGCCGGUGCUCUCUGAGAUGACCUGCUGCUGUGGACGAAUUGACUGCGCGCUUCUGAAGAAAAACUGCUCCAUUCUAGAGACAGUUGAGAAGGAUGUCCAUACUGCUGCCCAACUUGGUCAGGCCCUGCUCGCUCGCCAUGAAGCAUAUAUGGCCGACGCAGAGAGGGAUCGUCUUAGUCUUUCGUCCAGGAUAGAGCAACUGGAGAUGGCGAAGCAGGAACUCGAGGCCGAGAAUGCCCUGAAAAUCGAAGAAAACAGGAACCUGCUCGACCAGCUCGAGUUGAUGAACAAUAGCGUCUCCGAAUCCGAUACCAAGAUCAAAUCUCUCGAAGCGAGCUUGCUAUCGUCGCAGCAGGCUGUACGAAGACUCGAGUCUGCCGUCCUACGAGCUGAAGAUGCGGAACGACAUAUUCAUCUACUCGAACUGGAACAAGAUGACCUAUACCACGAAUUGAGGUCGACCAAGGAGGAUGCUCGAUCGCAUGCUCAGCGUUGCAAGGAGGCGCAGCGUGGUAUUAUGGACAUGCAGGACCAGUUGGAGAGGAUGGAAGAAGAGGCCCGUGAGGAGCGUGAACGACAUGCCGAGGUUAUGGGACGAAUGGAGCGUCAGCGUAAAGUUGAGCAGCAGUUGAACACAGCUGCAGGUCGUCUCAAGGGUGCAGCUGCCUCUAAGACACUCCAGGAACCGAAGCCAGGUAAUCCCGUCGUGAACCACUUUGUCAGGGAUCUUCUGCAAGACAACGCCAACCUGCAAUUGGGUAUGGCUGAGCUGCGGGAGAUGCUUCUCAACUCCAACGACGAGAUACAAUCCCUGCGAGAACAGCUUCUCGAUCACCAACCUGUCGAAACAAGGAAUUCGACACUGAAGGACGAACUCGAGGCUUAUGAGCCACCGCCUACGCCUCGGUAUUCUCAAGAGCUUCACAUUCACCACCACUAUCACGUCACACCUAAGACCGACAAGGCAAAGGUCAGAAGAAAACGAGCAAGUCUCAACUCGAGUAUCUUCUCGCCCUCAUCAAGUUCCGGCACGUCAACACCUAGAUCCUCCGCUCGCUGGAGUCUGGGUCCUGCCUUGCCUAUCGCUUCCGUCAACACCAAAGAGACCAACUCUAUCAUAUCGGUGCCCAAGCAAAGAUGGUCCAUGCUUUCAGAGCAACCCUCCGAAUUUGCAUCGUCAGUCCCAAGUUCACCUCAGUCCAAUCAGCGAAAUUCUGUAUUCGACUCUGCUUUUGGCGACAGCGAUUACCCAACAUCACCGGCUACUAGCUUCGAUGCUAUGUCGCCCGCAUGGCGGACUCACCGUAAAGGACCGUCCGACAUUUCAGCUUUCAGUCUCCAAACACCUUCUCUCCAGCUUGACCCUGGUACACCGCCACGUCAAUUCAACGAUGAUGUGAUACAUGAAGAGGACGAGGAUGAGGGUGCAGAAGGCAUUUCUCGAAUCGAUACCCCAGACCUUCUUGGAAACACACCGUCGAUUGAUGAGAGCUCCGUUGUCGAAAGCUCAGAAGACAACAGAGACGAGUACAUGCCACGCCCAAGAAUCCACCGGGCUCUAUCACACGAGUCCAUCAUGUCUCUCAGCGGCGGUCUCGACAUCCACACUCUUAAGGCCCGACCAAGCCAACUCACCCUCCGACCCCUCGGUGGCGCUGAAGCUGUCGUUACGGGUGUAACAGCCCGGCCCACACUCGCCAGAGAUGAGUCCAAGCGAAGCUCCGCCGCCCUGCGAGACUCUUUCGCUGUUCUACCCACCGGCCGAAACGUUUCAAACCCACAAACCAGGCCUGGAUCGAACAGAUCCGCAUCGCCCGCUCCUUCGGACCACUCUACAGGAGGAAUAGGAAAGUGGGUUGGCUGGAGACCGUGGGCCUCAACAACAAGCGAAAACGCAACCCUCAAGCCUGCUGAGAAGGCCAAAGAUAAGAGUCUUAGUCGCUCGCCUGGUAUCAACCAGCCUGGUGCCAUUCCUGGAUUUCACCAGUACUGGGCGGCGCACAAGCGAAAGGGCGCACCGGCCCAGGUUACUACUGUGGCCGUUGACCACGACGCUCUGGUGGAAGGCUUGGAAGAGUAA